AUGAGGAUUGGAGAUUCUAGUAGCGAGCAGUCAGAUGCUAUGGCCGGUAUGCCUCCAAUGACUCAACGUUUUGUGCAUCCUGAUGUAUCACCCUCGUCUACAACUAUACCUAGUGCUACACCAGAUGAUACGAUGCCUGCUCUAGCUCCUGGCCAGAAGGACAAACUUGGUAGAGUCAUGAUUGAGCUGGAUGGAUCAUCGUGGAAUCCUGCAAAGGAUGCUGCCCGGACUUUAAAAGACUGUGUUAGAAGAGUCUAUACACAAGCUUAUUACUCUUGGAGCGAGAUUCCAAACAGUAUACGCCAGACGAUGUUUAAUAACUUUAAGCUAAAGAAAGUUCGGGAUAGUGGUGAACGUCCUGGUUGGAUGUUGCCUCAUGUUUUUGAUGAAUGGGGUCAGUAUUGGAACACAGACAAGUUUAAGGCAAUAUCAGAUCAAGCCAAAAAGGCUAGAUGCAGUCUUAAAUGUGGCUUGUUUCACACCGAAGGUGCAAAGACGGUUGAAACAAUUGCACGAGAGAUGAUGGGUAGCAGAAACUGCCAGUUCUGCUGUCAAAAAUAG
This is a messenger RNA of Solanum tuberosum (potato), 561 nucleotides long. RefSeq lists its product as uncharacterized. The record is from RefSeq and is a predicted model, not a curated record. The transcript is spliced from 4 exons. Bases 1 to 561 code for a protein of 186 amino acids. Lineage: Eukaryota; Viridiplantae; Streptophyta; Magnoliopsida; Solanales; Solanaceae.